CCCAACCCCCCCGGCACCAUGUCGGGGCCCCCCCCGGCCGGGGGGGCCGAGCCGGGGCUUUACCACGAGCGGCAGCGCCUGGAGCUCUGCGCCGUGCACGCCCUCAACAACGUCCUGCAGCGCCCCUGCUUCACCCAGGAGGCUGCCGACGACAUCUGCAAGAGGUUGGCACCCGACGCCCGUCUCAACCCCCACCGCAGCGUUUUGGGGACGGGCAACUACGACGUCAACGUGAUCAUGGCCGCGCUGCAGAGCCUGGGGCUGGCGGCCGUCUGGUGGGACAAGCGCCGGUCGCUGGAGCGCCUGGUGCUGGGACAAAUUGUGGGCUUCAUCCUCAACGUCCCCUCCCACGUCUCGCUGGGCUUCGUGGCCUUGCCCCUGCGCCGCAAGCACUGGCUGGCUGUCCGGCAGCUGGGCGGCACCUACUACAACCUGGACUCCAAGCUCCGCGCGCCCGCCCGCAUCGGCGGCGAGGCCGAGCUCAGGGCUUUCCUCCGGGAUUUCCUCGCCCAAGGGCUCUGCGAGGUUUUCCUCGUCGUCCCCCGGGCCGUGGAGGAGGCCGGUGCCUGGCUCAGCCCCGAGUGACUCGUCGCAGGGACAAGGACGACGGAUGGCACCGGUUCCCGUUGCUUCGGGAUGAAACGGCUCCGUUUUGGGACUUUCCUCAGCUUUUUACCCACCCGGUGCAAAGCUGGAUGGGUUGAGGGGAC
Molecule: messenger RNA, 710 nt
Organism: Oxyura jamaicensis (ruddy duck)
Lineage: Eukaryota; Metazoa; Chordata; Aves; Anseriformes; Anatidae
Gene: JOSD2
Product: Josephin domain containing 2
Exons: 4
Coding region: 19-585 (188 amino acids)
Biological process (GO): protein deubiquitination
Molecular function (GO): cysteine-type deubiquitinase activity
Source: RefSeq, a predicted model, not a curated record